Ficedula albicollis (Collared flycatcher) is the source of this 4731-nucleotide messenger RNA. RefSeq names its product Ras association (RalGDS/AF-6) and pleckstrin homology domains 1 (gene RAPH1). Gene Ontology annotation, cellular component: cytosol; plasma membrane. The record is from RefSeq and is a predicted model, not a curated record. The coding region runs from base 7 to 3615 and encodes 1202 amino acids. Lineage: Eukaryota; Metazoa; Chordata; Aves; Passeriformes; Muscicapidae. The transcript has 15 exons. Gene Ontology annotation, biological process: signal transduction.
GAUGGGAUGAGAAACGGGGGCAAACCCUCCGCCGGGGCAAAGCGUAGCCGAAACGGCGCGGUCCGCGGCUGGGACACACGACCGAGGAAUUCGAUGGAGCAAUUGUCAGAUGAAGAGCUUGACCAUGGUGCAGAAGAAGAUAGUGAUAAGGAAGAUCAGGAUCUCGACAAGAUGUUUGGGGCCUGGCUGGGUGAACUGGACAAACUCACACAGAGUUUGGAUGCAGACAAGCCUGUGGCACCAGUGAAGAGGUCACCUCUCCGCCAGGAAACCAAUCUUGCCAACUUCUCAUAUCGCUUCUCCAUGUACAAUUUGAAUGAAGCCCUGAAUCAGGGGGAGACUGUGGAUCUGGAUGCCCUGAUGGCUGAUCUCUGUUCCAUAGAGCAGGAGCUCAGCAGCUUUGGCUCUCAUUCAGCAAACAAUGCUGCAGUGAAACGCCUUGCCACAGAGCCCAAAACUCAGAAACCACCUGCUAGUCGACCUUCCACUAAGCACAGCAGCGUGAAAGGAUUGUCCUCCUCCUCUGCUAAGGUGACUAAACCGCCUCAUGCCAACGUGUCUCUGGAUGACAUCACUGCCCAGUUGGAGAAGGCCUCUCUGAGCAUGGAUGAAGCAGCCCAGCAGUCCGUUGCAGAAGACACCAAGGCAGGGGUUACUGCCCAGCACAGGAGGACAGCGUCUGCUGGCACCGUGAGCGAUGCUGAGGCACGCUCCAUCAGUAACUCCUCCCGUUCCAGCGUCACCUCGGCAGCUUCCAGCAUGGACUCCUUGGAUAUCGAUAAGGUGACGAGACCUCAGGAACUGGACUUGACAUCACAAGGGCAGCCAAUCACUGAGGAGGAGCAGGCUGCUAAACUGAAAGCUGAGAAGAUUAGGGUUGCAUUAGAGAAGAUUAAAGAAGCACAAGUGAAAAAGUUGGUGAUCAGAGUCCAUAUGUCUGAUGAUAGCUCAAAAACAAUGAUGGUGGAUGAGAGGCAAACAGUGAGACAAGUAUUAGACAAUCUGAUGGACAAAUCACAUUGUGGCUACAGUUUAGAUUGGUCAUUGGUGGAAACCAUCUCUGAAUUGCAAAUGGAAAGGAUCUUUGAAGAUCAUGAAAAUUUAGUUGAAAAUCUCCUGAACUGGACGAGAGAUAGUCAAAACAAACUAAUGUUCGUGGAACGUAUAGAGAAAUACGCACUUUUCAAAAACCCACAGAAUUAUCUUCUGGGAAAGAAAGAAACCUCUGAGAUGGCAGACAGAAAUAAAGAGGUGCUGCUAGAGGAAUGCUUCUGUGGAAGUUCUGUAACUGUGCCAGAGAUUGAGGGAGUUUUGUGGCUGAAAGAGGAUGGUAAGAAAUCCUGGAAGAAACGUUACUUCCUUCUUCGGGCUUCUGGAAUCUACUAUGUCCCUAAGGGGAAGGCAAAGGUCUCACGGGAUCUUGUGUGCUUUCUACAGCUAGACCAUGUCAGUGUUUACUAUGGGCAGGACUAUCGGAACAAGUACAAGGCACCCACAGACUAUUGUUUAGUGCUAAAGCAUCCUCAGAUCCAGAAGAAGUCUCAGUAUAUCAAAUAUCUUUGCUGUGAUGAUGUAAGAACUCUACACCAGUGGAUCAAUGGCAUCCGCAUUGCUAAGUAUGGGAAGCAGCUAUACAUGAACUAUCAGGAAGCAUUGAAGAGAACAGAAUCAGCGUAUGACUGGACCUCCUUGUCUAGCUCCAGUAUCAAGUCAGGCUCCAGCUCAUCUAGUUUGCCAGAAUCUCAAUCAAAUCAUUCUAAUCAGUCUGACAGUGGAGUUUCUGACACCCAGACAGCUGGACAUGUCCGUUCCCAAAGCAUUGUCAGCUCCAUGUUCUCUGAGGCCUGGAAACGAGGCACUCAACUGGAGGAAUCCAGCAAGGCCCGAGCGGAGCCUGCAGGUCGGCCCUUCGUGUCGGUGGCAGCUCCCGUGUCCCCGCAGCCGAAGGCGGUGGCCCCGUUCGCAGCAUCGCAUCAGAUCCCGGUGCCCCCCAACGGGGUCAUGCCGCCGCCCCCGCCGCCGCCGCCGCCCCCCACACCGGGCUCGGCCAUGGCGCAGCUGAAGCCGGCACCUUGUGCCCCCUCCGUGCCGCAGUUCACGCCGCCACCGCCGCCCCCCAAGAUACAUCAGGUUCAACCAAAUAUAGGCCAGGCCGCUGCUGCCUCCUCAUUGCCACCACCGCCUCCUCCCGUGCCUGCCCCUGCACCGCCCCAGGCACCCCCAAAGCCUGUCAUGGCAGCUCUGCCCCCUCAGCCCAGUGGGAAGGCAGCGGCGCCAGGGGUCACGCACGUCACUCCCCCUGUGACUGCACCCUUGCCCCUUGCAAUAAAGAAACAACCAAGUGUCACUUCUCCCCAGGUGCCUCCUCUACCCCCAGCCCCUCCUGGACCCACUCCCCCUGCAACGUUCCCAAAGCAGCAGAGUUUCUCAGUGAAGCCUCCUCCAUCCCCUCAGUCCCCAGUGCCCUCGGUGGUGAAGCAGAUAGUCAGCCAGUUCCCCCCUCCUCCCACGCCACCUGCCACUGAGCCCCAGCCUCUGAAACCCCUUCCACUAAGUGUGGCUCCACAGUCACCUCCAGCAGUGAAGGCAAAGCCCAAAUGGCAGCCUGCUGCUGUUCCUUCUCCGGAUUUCCCCCCUCCUCCACCAGAGAGCAGUUUAGUGUUUCCUCCUCCACCUCCUUCCCCAGCUUCCUCUGCAGGUUCUCCCCCGCCUGACAAAUCAGGGUCUCCGGUCAAAAAGGCUGGCAAGACAUCAAGCCCUGGAGGAAAGAAACCACCUCCAACACCUCAGCGCAACUCCAGCAUCAAGUCCACAAGCUCCACUGAGUACCACGAGUCCAAGAGGCCUUCAGUGGACCGCCUUGUCAGCAAAUUUGCACACUCACCAGAGCCGUCAGGAUCUCCUUCCAAGGAGUCAUCACCUCCUCCAGCCCCUCCAAAGCCAGGAAAGCUCAACCUUUCUGGUGUGAGCCUGCCCAUUGUCCUUCCACAAGGUGGGAUCCCAGCCAAGGCUUCUGUUCCGAGUGUGUCUGGAAAGGAACCUGUGGUUGAAUUCCCUUCACCACCAUCCGAUUCAGACUUCCCACCACCACCACCUGAAAUAGAUCUUCCCCCCCCUCCGGUAGAAAUUCCAUCUGUGUUUUCAGGCAGCACCUCCCCAAAAGUUGCUGUUGUAAAUCCCCAGCCACAGACGUGGUCAAAACCGUCUGUGAAAAAAGCCCCCCCACCCACACGCCCGAAGCGGAACGACAGCACGCGACUGACCCAGGCGGAGGUCGCAGAGCCCCCAGGGUCAGCUGGCCCACAAGUGCCCACGUCACCCAAGUCCAGCCUUAGCGUUCAGCCGGGGUUCCUGGCAGACCUCAACCGGACGCUGCAGCGGAAAUCCAUCACCCGGCACGGCUCCCUCUCCUCGGCGCGCGUGUCCAGAACGGAGCCCACGGCCACCAUGGACGACAUGGCCCUGCCCCCGCCCCCGCCAGAGCUGCUGGCUGACCAGCAGAAGACCAGCAGCUUUGGGGGCAGUCACAUAUCUGGCUAUGCAACGUUACGGAGGGGGCCACCCCCCGCGCCCCCCAAAAGGGAUCAGAACACCAAGCUGUCACGGGACUGGUAGUCAGUGUCCCGGGCCAGCGCUCUCCAGACUUGUGGGCUGCUCUGUGAUCGGCCAGCCAGUGAUCUUGUGCAAAUGGAGAGGAUGUGGGGAUGUAUAGCCCCAUUAAAAGAGGUGAUCUCCAACUGCAGCUAUGGCUACAUGUAAAGACAUUCCCCUUUCAUGUCUAGGUUAGAAAAGUUGGGGGCUUGGGGGUGUUGAUACUUAAUUGGGAAAAGUGGGUAGAGAGGUGAUGGCUUCAUUCUUUCAGUUUCUUUUACCCUUCUUAUGGAUUGGACCAAACCCCCAUUUUCUUACUUUUCCUGCAUUUAGGGGAGGGGGAGGGAGAUAAUUUUUUUUGUAGUGUCUGUCCACGUGAGACAUGUUUGUGCAUGUAUUAUAAGUGUAGGUAUAUAAUAUAUUGUGAUAUAUUUCAUCGCAAUUCUAGAAGAUAACCAGAAUGUUUUUGUAGAACCGUAUUUAUUGUUUCAGUCAGUAUAUUAUCUGGAAUCAGACGCUAACUGGUCAAAUCUUACCAUAAAGAUGGAGAUGUAGGGGGCACUUUAAAGAAAGGAAAUAAAAAGCCCAAACCCACAAACUUCUCAGCAGUUUGUGGUGGGUAAAUUCCGCAAAGCUUAGGUGUUUGUCUGGUAACUGUACAUUGUCCAUGGAUUGAAAAGUACAGAUGCAACAUACCAAAACAUUCUGGUCAUAAUACUACUGAAAAUGAGUAUGUUCAGAGGAAAGAAAUAGAUUUUAUAUAUAGUGGGCUGGAGUGAAAUAUAUUUAUACUAUAAAGAGCCUCCCCCUCCUUUCACAUAGUUUAAAAAUAUACACUGAUACAAAUUAUUUCAAACUAAUUUGUCCAUGCAGUUAAGUAGGAUAAAUAUCUAUUAUUCCAAACCAUUAUGCAUUCUAACGGAUAGUAGGCUCAAUCAUUUGUUUCUGUGGCUCAAGAUGAAUAUAUUUGUGUUAACCCCUUCUGAAAGCUGCCAGGACUCCUGCAAUCAAAAAUCCUGCCAACCCCCAAGGCUGACCCACGUCGAUUGUGAGCUGUCCGUGUAACUCUUACCCUGAAUGAACAGGUAGGUUUCUGUAGAAAGUGCUGUGUGCUCACACAGGCAUGCACAACGUCCAGUC